GCAGCUUAAGGAAGGGGCCGUACUUUCUGAAUCCCUUCAGAGCCAAGUAAGGAGGUCCCUCUCGUUCCCUCUCUCUUUUUUAAAGGACCUCGUGAAAUAAAAGUGCAGAAAACAAACCCAAGGCGAUCACAACAGCAGCCGCGGCGGCAGCAGCAGCAGCAGCAGCAGCAGCAGCAGCAGCAGGAGGAGGAGGAGGAAAAGUUGGAGUUGGGGCAGGCGCUCUGGAGUGGCUGAGCUCCGCGCAGCUCCCAUUCAUUAAGUCACCAGCCGCGGAGGAAGGUGGCGGAGCGUCCGCGCUGCCCACUCUCUCGUUCGCGCAGUCAGACACACUCAAGCCCAGCGCGUCCCGAGCGGCGCAGCUUUGCAAAAGUUUCUGCUGGGGAUUUGGCUCUUUUCCCCUUGGACUUUCGAACGAUUUGGGGUUGAGAGAGGAAAGAAAGCAGAGGUACACAGGGUGAGCAGAAAACACCACCGUCUGCAUUUGGAAGAAGGCAGCGAAAUCGCAUUCUUGUCGCGUCCCAAGCCGGUCCCGACCCGUGGCUCUCCCAAGCGGCUUCGGCCAGGAGGCGAUCCCGGCAUCUGAGUGUGUGGCUGCUGUCGCGGGACGUCUUCGCGGGUCAGCAGGCUCGCGCCGCAGCCAGCGCCAUGCAAAACUACAAGUACGACAAGGCGAUCGUCCCGGAGAGCAAGAACGGGGGCAGCCCGGCGCUCAACAACAACCCGCGGAAGGGCGGCAGCAAGCGGGCGCUGCUCAUCUGCCUCGACCUCUUCUGCCUCUUCAUGGCGAGCCUGCCCUUCCUGAUCAUUGAAACAAGCACCAUCAAGCCUUACCACCGAGGGUUUUACUGCAAUGAUGACAGCAUCAAGUAUCCUCUGAAAACUGGCGAGACAAUAAAUGACGCUGUGCUCUGCGCCGUGGGGAUUGUGAUCGCCAUCCUUGCGAUCAUCACAGGGGAAUUCUACCGGAUCUACUACCUGAAGGAGAAGUCCCGGUCAACAAUUCAGAAUCCCUACGUGGCCGCGCUCUAUAAGCAAGUGGGUUGUUUCCUCUUUGGCUGUGCCAUCAGCCAGUCCUUCACAGACAUUGCUAAAGUCUCCAUAGGACGCCUGCGUCCUCAUUUCUUGAGUGUCUGCAACCCUGAUUUCAGCCUGAUCAACUGCUCCGAGGGCUACGUUCAAAACUACAAAUGCAGAGGCGAUGACAGCAAAGUCCAGGAAGCCAGGAAGUCCUUCUUCUCUGGCCACGCCUCCUUCUCCAUGUAUACUAUGCUGUAUUUGGUGCUGUACCUGCAGGCCCGCUUCACUUGGCGAGGUGCCCGUCUGCUCCGGCCCCUCCUGCAGUUCACCCUGAUCAUGAUGGCCUUUUACACAGGACUGUCCCGCGUAUCUGACCACAAGCACCAUCCCAGCGACGUCUUGGCAGGAUUUGCUCAAGGAGCCCUGGUGGCCUGCUGCAUAGUUUUCUUCGUGUCCGACCUCUUCAAGACCAAGGUGACACUCGCCCUGCCUCCCCCUGCGAUCAGGAAGGAAAUCCUUUCACCUGUGGACAUUAUUGACAGGAACAAUCACCACAACAUGGUGUAGGUGCCAGCCGCCUCCUGAGCUGUUUCUGUAAAAUGACUGCUGACAG
Pteropus alecto (black flying fox) is the source of this 1630-nucleotide messenger RNA. It is a transcript of the gene PLPP3, whose product is annotated as phospholipid phosphatase 3. Gene Ontology annotation, biological process: phospholipid metabolic process; canonical Wnt signaling pathway; phospholipid dephosphorylation. Gene Ontology annotation, molecular function: phosphatidate phosphatase activity. The transcript is spliced from 6 exons. The record is from RefSeq and is a predicted model, not a curated record. The coding region runs from base 646 to 1584 and encodes 312 amino acids. NCBI's taxonomy places the organism in Eukaryota, Metazoa, Chordata, Mammalia, Chiroptera, Pteropodidae.